Molecule: messenger RNA, 2710 nt
Organism: Salarias fasciatus (jewelled blenny)
Lineage: Eukaryota; Metazoa; Chordata; Actinopteri; Blenniiformes; Blenniidae
Gene: eri2
Product: ERI1 exoribonuclease family member 2
Exons: 9
Coding region: 155-2239 (694 amino acids)
Molecular function (GO): 3'-5'-RNA exonuclease activity; zinc ion binding; nucleic acid binding
Source: RefSeq, a predicted model, not a curated record
GAGCGCCGAUCAACAGAUGGCGGGUUUGAAAAAGCUGCGCGGUUUGCGGCGAUCGAGCUGUAAAGCUCCCGAAAAGCUCCUCUGAUGGAUUCACAGGAUCUCUGCGACGUUAUUAGCGAGUGUUCCAUCGAUUCCGAUUCAAUCACUGACAAGCAUGACUACAAAGAAACUCGCAAAGGAACUGGGACUGCUGAGGCAGCGGAGUCAGUCGUCAAAGUCAAAGAAAGCUCUCGUGUCAAAUCAGCUCUUCUCAUAUCUGAUUGUCAUUGACUUUGAAUCCACAUGCUGGAGAGAAAAAAACAACCACAGCCAGGAGAUCAUUGAGUUUCCUGCUGUUCUGCUCAACACGUCCACGGGCGACAUCGAGUCUGAGUUUCACACGUACGUUCAACCUCAGGAGCAUCCAGUUCUGUCCGAGUUCUGCACCGAGCUGACUGGCAUCACGCAGACGCAGGUUGAAGCGGGGGUCCCCCUUCAGAUCUGUCUGUCACAGUUCAGCCGCUGGCUGCAGAAUCUGCAGCUAAAGAAGGGGGUGGUCUUCCCCAGCAAUCAGACACGACACUCAGAACCUUUACCUCCACAAAAACUGUGCGCUUUCCUCACCUGGUCAGACUGGGAUCUUGGAGUUUGCCUGCAGUAUGAAUGCAAACGCAAACAGCUUCACAAACCAGAUGUUCUCAACAGCUGGAUCGAUCUGAGAAGCACAUACAGGCUUUUUUACAGCAGGAAGCCUAAAGGCCUGAAUGGGGCACUUCAAGAUCUAGGAAUCCAGUUUUCUGGCAGAGAGCAUUCAGGUUUGGAUGACUCCCGCAACACAGCUCAACUCGCAGCACGGAUGAUGAGGGACGGCUGCAUAAUGAGAAUAACCAGGAGCCUGGACAGGAAUCCACGAGUGGGAAAACCUAAGUUUGGAAGAACUUCCCGUCCCCUCGACAACAAAGAAAAUCACACCAAUAAGAAACAAGACGCAUCAACAACAAGCAGAUCUUCAUCUUCAAAACCUCCACACAGCACCUCUCAAACACAGCCCUGCUCCGAAAACAACUCCAAGGAUUUGGACGUAAAGAAAAACCUCGUUUCCGCUCGACCCUCGCCUCCAGCGUAUCAAAGCCUGAUCUCACCGAAGAUGCUUCUGGGCGGCUGGACGGGACGUCGGUGGGGACAAAGCAGGACAUCGGCUGCAUCGGCCGCCGGCUCCACAACUCCACACGCAUUCAUGAUCAGCUCGGCUUCGACCAGCUCGCACAAUAACAACAGUCUUGUUCUGUGUUCUACGACCGUGAGCUGCUUUUCAAACCCGCCUCAACGGAACCGGACCGCAGAGACGGGGUUAACGUCUGGACCGAUGGAGGAGGAGGAGGGUGCAGAGUUCCUGGUGGAGACGGAGGAGCGGUGUGGCUCCUAUGACGAUGUGGUGCUGGGUGAGAUCGACUGCCGUAUGUCAGACUUCGAUAGUGGGUGUUACGAGUGUGUGGAGACGGAUGAUUUGCAGUCUCCAGUACAUCAGGACAAGGCAAAGGAAAAUCUGACAGAAACAGUUACCAGAGACUCAUUUGCAGGCUGUGGAUCUGCAAAGAAUAUCAAUCACCUGAAUGCAGUGAUGCAGCGUGCACACACCUCUGCUGUACCAAGAAGAAACACUGAGCUACCGCUGAAAGAAACGUGUUCUGGGCCCCGUAAGAGCUUCAGAACAAGCUCGUCCUCUUUUAUCAGACCGAAGCCUUUCGUCCUUGAGAAGACCUCCACACCGAGGGCCUCCUUCACCAGACCUGACCUGGUUAGCACCCAUAAAAACACUCUGAAGUCGCCUUUUACUGUUUAUACUGAGCAAACAAAGCAGGCUGCAGCCCCUCCACGAGGCUCCCUGCACACACCCGUCAGCGUCCUCUCCUCUCUGCCACCCAACACACACACACGCAACACACACUCCUCCUCCGGCCCGGCAGCUAGAGGAGUCCAAAGGGUCACCGCCCCGCUGUGCGAGUGUGGCCGCCGAGCGAAGCGGCAGCUCGUCUCCAACGGAGGCCCCAACCACGGCCGGGGGUUCUACUGCUGCCCCGUGCGCCGAUCGGGCGGCGGCAGGGCGGAGAAAGGGUGCCAGUUUUUCAAGUGGGAGUCGGCCGUGGCGAGGAGCAGCUCGGCUGGAGCGCCGCCUCCCAGAUCGUCUGUUUCUCUCUGUCAGAUCAACUCCGCUCUCUCCCUCCGACGAACCCACCGGCCUGCCAGGAAAAGCUGCUGAAUCCAUGCUAAAGAAUAAAUUCUUACACUUACUGUUACAGUCAGACACUUUAAAACCAUGUGAACAGAUGAAUCUACAGCAUCGACCCAGGCUGUUUAUCCUUCAACUGUUCACUGUUGUGUGCAGUAUUUGCAUGUCUAUAGUUUGUGUUUUUAUCAACUUUCUUGGUGUGACUUAUCAGGAAAGAGGCUUUUUAAAGGGAUUUGGAAGACAUGCCUCUCACACACCUUAGUUUGGGGAUGGUGUGUAUGACCUUUCUCCUUUUGGAAGUAAAUGAACAACCGAGACCUGUCAAACAGUUUGGCCUCAUUAGCUGCACGGCUCUGUGUUUGUGCCUCACUCCCUCACUGGUGGAGAGAAGUGCCAGGCUCAGUGUUCCAGGAGUUCAAGUUCACAUGAAUGAUAUAUUUCCAACAGUGAGUGAGUUUACAGUGUUGGACCUUUAGUGUAACUGUGGAAGUGUUUGAAAGA